AUGCGCUUUUCUCUUUCAACCCUAGUGGCGCUGGGCGCCCUUCAGACACUUGGUGUUAACGCUCAGGAUUCUACCGCCUGUAUUACGGAUUGUGUUGGCAGGCUGCAAGCACCAAAUGCUGCUUAUAACUGCCCAGAUAACACGGCCUCAUGCAUUUGCGCAUCCACAGAAUUUGCCAAAGGCAUGGCUGAGUGCGCCAGACCAUGUGGUGUCGCAGACACCGACAUUACUGGCAACUUGGCCAGUGGAUUCUGUGCGGGCCUACCGGUAGUCCAACUCCCUGCGGCCACUUCAGGUGCUAGCACUGAAGCCUCUUCCGCCCCAGCGACAACAUCUGAGGCUGCUGCUUCGACUAGUGAAGCAGCUGCUACCACUGAGGCUGCUUCAUCCUCGGCCGCGCCUACUUCAUCAGCCGCGCCUGAAGAGACGACCUCUUCUGCCGCCGAGUCUGUCCCUGUUUCGACUUCUGCUGAAGCUGAGUCUACCGCUACUGAGGAGGCUACUUCUGCCACGGACUCUGCUUCCGCUACCACUUCCGCCUCCGCCUCGGCUACCGACAAGGCCUCGACAACCGAGGGAGCUGCCGGUGCUGGUGCUACUUCUGAUUCUUCCGACGAAGACGACAAGGAAGAAGAGUCAUCUGGAUCUGGUGGAUUGUCCAAGUCUGCGCAAAUUGGCAUUGGUAUUGGAGUUACUGCUGGUGUCCUUGCCCUCCUCGGUAUCGCGCUAUGCUUCCUCUGGAGACGACGAAGCCAGCGGAACAACCUGCCACGUGGAAACACAGCCAUCUCCCACCCAAUGCCUGCCGGCGGUUCCAACUACCACUCGGCCGAUCAAGGAUCCAUUGUUGAGAAGGGUGGUUAUGAUCUUGAGAUGAUGUCCCACCGGUACGAGGACAUGCUUCCUCGACAAAAGCCGCGAACCAUGGUGUGA
Molecule: messenger RNA, 933 nt
Organism: Fusarium vanettenii 77-13-4
Lineage: Eukaryota; Fungi; Ascomycota; Sordariomycetes; Hypocreales; Nectriaceae
Exons: 4
Coding region: 1-933 (310 amino acids)
Source: RefSeq, a predicted model, not a curated record